AGUAAGUCCUGAUACUGCCGAGUCCUACCCACCUCAUGCUUACUGCGUCAGUUUGUAUCGUUGAUUUGUUUGUGCACAGAGUUUAGCAGGACAUUUCUUUAAGUUUGAGCUUUUUCUGGAGAAAGACGGACAUGACUCAACUGGGGAUGCUGUGUAUCAUCGGGGCGCUUAUGAUGGGUCAAAGCACCGCCCUCAUAAGGGUUCCUCUGCAUAAAACCAGGAGUCUGCGGCGCCUCAUGAGCGACAAUGGGAUGUCUCUGGAUGACCUCCGGGCUCUGGGAAUGAGGGUGGGGUCCCUGGACAGCUCCGCCUCCCCCGAGUUACCUGUGGAGAGGCUGACGAACUUCAUGGAUGCUCAGUACUACGGGCUUAUCAGCAUCGGCACCCCUCCACAGAACUUUUCAGUCCUGUUUGAUACCGGCUCCUCCAACCUUUGGGUUCCCUCCAUUCACUGCUCCUUUUUGGAUGUGGCUUGCUGGGUCCAUCGUCGCUACAACUCAAAGAAGUCCAGCUCCUACGUAAAGAACGGCACGGAGUUCUCCAUCCGGUACGGCAGAGGCAGCUUGUCUGGCUUCAUCAGUCAGGACACCGUCUCUGUGGCGGGCCUGUCCGUGCCCGGCCAGCAGUUCGGAGAGGCAGUGAAGCAGCCCGGCAUCACGUUCGCCGUGGCUCGCUUUGACGGCGUCCUGGGCAUGGCGUACCCUUCCAUCUCCGUGGCUAACGUCACCCCUGUGUUUGACACCGCCAUGGCUGCCAAGCUCCUGCCUCAGAACAUCUUCUCCGUGUACAUCAGCAGAGACACGGCGGCAGAAGUCGGAGGAGAGCUGAUUCUGGGAGGGAUCGACCCCCAGUACUUCAGUGGAGACCUGCACUACGUUAACGUGACGCGAAAGGCCUACUGGCAGAUCCAGAUGGACAGGGUGGACGUGGGGAACCAGCUGACUCUCUGCAAAGCGGGCUGUCAGUCUAUCGUUGAUACCGGGACGUCAUUGAUGGUUGGACCUGCUGAGGAGAUCCGAGCGCUGCACAAAGCCAUCGGAGCUCUGCCUCUGCUGAUGGGGGAGUAUUUCAUCGACUGUAAGAAGAUUCCCUCUCUUCCCGUCAUCUCCUUCAACAUCGGAGGAAAGACGUUCAACUUGACCGGAGAAGAUUACAUUCUGAAGGAGUCUCAGAUGGGCGCGUCCAUCUGUCUAUCGGGCUUCAUGGCCAUGGACAUCCCCCCUCCUGCCGGGCCCCUCUGGAUCCUGGGAGACGUGUUCAUUGGGAAGUACUACACCGUGUUCGACAGGAACGCCGACCGGGUGGGCUUCGCUGCGGCCAAGUAGACUAAAAACAGAACUUUGGACCUUGAAUGUGUCAUUACAUGUUGAUUUGCAGAAUUCCGAUCAUUCCCACAAACACCAGAUGUUUUCAUUUUUAAGUGACGCACUGAGGACUGACUUAAGAUAUUUGGUGUUUUACUUUGAUGCUGCAUUUUAACCUCUGUACCACUUACUUCAUUAUUUCAAGCAUUUUUUUUAAAUCUGAGGUUGGGGUUUUUUUUUCAGGUGGAAUUGUCACAUAAUACAAUAAAAGUCAACAUUUCUCACUUUGUAAUUUGAUGUGUUUAUUCAACUCUGAUCCAGUUUUCAAGCAAUUUCCUGUAGAGGAAAAAAGAAGCGACUGGACUGACGGCAGACUGACGUGCACCCCAGCGUGUGGCCGUCUGCCGUCCCAGCAGCUGCUUUUCCAUCGUGUGGCACAGUGAUACCCCUGCUACCCCGACACUCAGGAGGAUCUGAUGUUUGACAGGACAAAAUAUUCUGUAUGAUCGCGUUAUAUUGGUACAGCCAGAACAAAGCACUUACACUGGACAGGUACAGUGAAAAUAAAUAGCAUCUUUUUGGUUACAAAUGCAUAAUAAAUAGAAAAAUAUUUACCUCUCCAUCAUAUUGAUGACUAAUUGCACAGAAA
Messenger RNA from Oryzias latipes (Japanese medaka), 1953 nucleotides. It is a transcript of the gene napsa, whose product is annotated as napsin A aspartic peptidase. Gene Ontology annotation, molecular function: aspartic-type endopeptidase activity. The record is from RefSeq and is a predicted model, not a curated record. Gene Ontology annotation, biological process: proteolysis. Gene Ontology annotation, cellular component: lysosome. Lineage: Eukaryota; Metazoa; Chordata; Actinopteri; Beloniformes; Adrianichthyidae.